Molecule: messenger RNA, 1380 nt
Organism: Triplophysa dalaica
Lineage: Eukaryota; Metazoa; Chordata; Actinopteri; Cypriniformes; Nemacheilidae
Gene: mettl2a
Product: methyltransferase 2A, methylcytidine
Exons: 9
Coding region: 10-1083 (357 amino acids)
Molecular function (GO): tRNA (cytidine-N3)-methyltransferase activity
Source: RefSeq, a predicted model, not a curated record
CGCGUGACCAUGGCGGCUCCUGCUGUAGCUGGUGAGCAUUCCUCCGCGGACAACGUCUCCGAAGCUGCUAAAGGACCCGUGGAGAAUUUCUCUGAGGUCCAGAAACGACCGCAGUUCGGCACUCGUUUCCUGACAGACCCGCGACAGGUGUUUCAGCACAACGCGUGGGAUAACGUGGAGUGGUCAGCAGAGCAGGAAGCUGCCGCCCAGAAAAAAGUGCAGGAAAACAGUCAGCCUCUCCCUGCAGAAAAACAAGAGGAAUUUGACAGCAGAGCCAAUGAAUACUGGAAUGAUUUCUACACCAUUCAUGAGAACCGAUUCUUCAAGGAUCGCCACUGGCUGUUUACAGAGUUCCCUGAGCUGGCCCCUAAACAAAAGCAUUUACAAAACACAGAAGAGAAGGAAACCACAAAUAAUGAACCCAUGAAUUUAUUAAACGGUGAACAUCUAUCCUCGUCUCACAGUUAUGGUACAUUUCCUGGAGACUCAUCAUCUUAUCGGAUACUGGAGGUAGGCUGUGGAGUUGGCAAUACAGUGUUUCCCAUCUUGAAAACUAACAAUGACCCAGGACUCUUUGUUUACUGUUGUGACUUCUCUAAUACAGCUAUAGAUCUUGUCAAAUCAAAUCCAGAAUACGACUCCGCACGCUGCCAUGCGUUUGUCCAUGACAUGAGUGAAGAGUCCGCAGAGUAUCCAAUGCCAAACCAGAGCCUGGAUGUCAUUGUCCUCAUAUUUGUGCUCUCUGCUCUGCAUCCUCAGAAGAUGCAGAACGCUAUUAAUAGAUUAGCACGAUUGCUAAAGCCAGGAGGAGUACUUCUACUCCGAGACUAUGGUCGCUAUGACAUGGCACAGCUUCGUUUCAAAAAAGGGAGGUGCUUGUCUGAACAUUUUUAUGUUAGAGGAGAUGGAACACGCGUCUACUUUUUCACGCAAGAUGAGCUGCAUGAUUUUUUCUCCAGUGCUAGCUUGGAAAAGGUGCAGAACAUGGUUGACCGGCGCUUACAAGUGAACAGAGGGAAGCAGCUGACAAUGUACAGAGUUUGGGUACAAUGCAAGUAUCGCAAGGCUUUGGCACCCUCCUAAGAUCGAAGCUGUUGUGGUGAGAUUUGACCUUGAAGCAAUGUUGUCAUAUUGUGACAUCAAUUUUAGCAACAGUUUAGAGAAAAGCAUAUUUGGUUUGAAUGGACCACCAUGCUGAAUCCAUGGAAGUGAAAUGAGGCUCGAUCUUAUGCAGUCUACUGAGAAAGGCUGGUGAAGGGCUUCUGUUCCUACAAUGCACCAGUGGACUCUUAACUGCCUGGCCAUCACAUUGACUGAUGCUUUUAUAGUUGUUAAAGAUUUUAAUCUUAUAAUAAAUGAGUAUGGUGUUUCACAGAGGCA